UCUAAUUUCCACCCAGAAAUUAACAUUACCAACUCCUUCAACAUCAUCGAUUCUCUUAACGGUCAAAAAAAAUACAAACUUUUGUUGCAAACAACAUGGCUUCACAUGAACCAUGGCUUUUGGAAAAUGGCAACCUCAAAGGGCUGAGCAAGGAGAAUCGACAUGGGAGAACUGCCCACAACAUGUCGUCUUCAUCCUUGAGGAAGAAGUCUGAUCUCACGCUUGUAUCAAAAGUUCCUUGUAAUUGCCUUAGACAAUUGCUUGCUAAUCUCCAAGAGGUCAUUUUGGGGACCAAACUUUCUAUUCUCUUUCCUGCAAUACCAUUUGCCAUAAUCGCUUACUGUUAUGGCUUUGGAAAACCAUGGGUUUUCGUUCUCAGCUUAUUGGGACUUACUCCUUUAGCCGAACGUGUUAGCUUUCUGACCGAGCAAAUUGCUUACUACACUGGCCCAACAGUGGGGGGACUCUUGAACGCAACUUGUGGCAAUGCUACGGAGCUCAUAAUAGCAAUCUUUGCUCUAGCUGAGCAUAAAAUAGAUGUGGUCAAGUAUUCUCUUCUAGGUUCCAUUCUUUCGAACCUCCUUCUAGUUCUUGGCUCCUCUCUCUUCUGUGGAGGCUUGGCCAACCUCAAAAGGGAACAAAAAUAUGAUAGAAGACAAGCUGAUGUGAACUCACUGCUGCUGUUCCUGGCAUUGUUGUGCUACUUGCUGCCGCUGCUGUUUAGAUAUGCUGGUGCCUCAGCUGCUCUCACGGCGGACCCAACACUGAAGUUGUCGAGAGCCGCCAGCAUUUUAAUGUUGAUUGCUUAUGUUGUGUACAUUAUCUUCCAACUAUGGACACACAGGCAAUUUUUUGAAGCUCAGGAGGGCUCGGAUGAUGAUGGUGAAGAAGCGCCUGUGAUAGGAUUUUGGAGUGGAUUUGCCUGGCUGAUUGGGAUGACUGUUGUCAUUGCUGUAUUAUCCGAAUAUGUUGUGGGCACUAUUGAGGAUGCUUCUGAAUCUUGGGGAAUCUCUGUCAGCUUCAUUAGCAUCAUCUUGCUACCCAUAGUUGGAAAUGCAGCUGAGCAUGCUGGAGCUGUCAUAUUUGCCUUUAAAAACAAGCUGGAUAUUACCUUGGGAGUUGCCUUGGGUUCUGCAACUCAGAUUGCUUUAUUUGUGGUUCCACUGAAUGUGAUUGCUGCUUGGAUGAUGGGGAUUAAGAUGGAUCUCAACUUUAAUCCCCUUGAGACUGGUGCUCUUGCUCUUUCAAUUAUCGCCACAGCCUUCAGUUUGCAGGAUGGGAAUUCUCAUUACUUGAAGGGAUUGGUUCUUCUGCUUUGCUACAUUGUCAUUGGAGCAUGUUUUUUUGUAUCUCAAAGACCUCUAGGUAUGUAUUUACAUGAAUCUCUUUAAAGGGAUUGAAGAUGGAAAGUUGAAGAUAAGAAGAAGAAUAUGCAUUUGUUAUUCUUUCAUUUGAAAGUUGAGAUGGAUGAAUUUUCUUCAGAGUGAAUGGGUUCCAUUGAAGCCCGAUGAAGGCAGGCAGGUCAUAGUAAUAUUUGUCAGUUUAUAUAUAAAUAAUCUCUCAGGAUGUUGUUUUUUAGUGUAACUGAGUGAGAGUUUGCUGUAUUUGUCCAUUUAGCAGUGGAAAAAAUGUAUUCCAGUCAUCAAUAAAAUUGAAUUUGUUGUUGUUUGA
This is a messenger RNA of Mangifera indica (mango), 1671 nucleotides long. Its product is annotated as vacuolar cation/proton exchanger 3-like. Gene Ontology annotation, molecular function: calcium:proton antiporter activity. Gene Ontology annotation, cellular component: plant-type vacuole membrane. NCBI's taxonomy places the organism in Eukaryota, Viridiplantae, Streptophyta, Magnoliopsida, Sapindales, Anacardiaceae. The coding region runs from base 96 to 1391 and encodes 431 amino acids. The transcript has 9 exons. Gene Ontology annotation, biological process: intracellular calcium ion homeostasis; calcium ion transmembrane transport. The record is from RefSeq and is a predicted model, not a curated record.